GCGCAGCGUACCCUCCGCGCCUAGCCGGAGGCGCGCGGCCCCGCCGCGCUGCCGCCCCCUCCCCUGUGGGACGCCGGCGGCCGCCAUGAAGGUGCUGGAUGGAAACAAGGCAAAAUACAUGUGUGGAGCUGAACCUCCUCUGCUGCAGUUCUAAAGCGUUAAAAUUAGCAGGAGAGCUGAGUGGGGUUAGAGGAGCUGACUGGUGAUGCAGAGAUGGUCUUCUGAGAGUUCUUGGUGCCAUCAGAUGUAGAAGAGAGCAAGCAGCUUACUGUUUAGUGGAAUGAGAAGAUAAACCUGACAACUAAGAAUGAAUUAUGGCAAUCUGCUGUAAAGAUGAAUGACCACUGCAGAACAACCCAGCUAAAGUUCUGAAGCAAGUGGUAGUGCCUGGACUCUCUACUGAAACUAUCUUCCAUUAAAUUCAAGCACACAAACAAGAGAUGGUCAGCAGUCAGCCUCUCCCCAUAGCAGACAGUGGGAAAAGGAAAAAGAAAAAAAGAACCAGAGCCACCGAUCAAGUCCCCGGGAAGUUUGAAGACUUGUACAAGCUGACUGCUGAGCUUCUUGGUGAGGGAGCAUAUGCCAAAGUUCAGGGUGCUGUCAGCCUUCAAACUGGGAAAGAAUAUGCGGUCAAAAUCAUUGAAAAAAGCGCUGGGCAUAGUCGGAGUCGGGUUUUCCGUGAAAUAGAAACGCUUUACCAGUGUCAGGGUAACAAGAAUAUUUUGGAGUUAAUAGAGUUUUUUGAAGAUGACACAAGAUACUACCUUGUCUUUGAGAAGCUGCGAGGAGGUUCAAUCCUGGCCCAUAUUCAAAAACGGAAGCACUUCAAUGAAAGAGAAGCUAGCAAAGUGGUGAGAGAUAUUGCCUCUGCUCUGGAUUUUCUUCAUACAAAAGGUAUUGCUCACCGGGACCUGAAGCCUGAAAACAUCCUGUGUGAAUCUCCAGAAAAGGUAUCACCAGUAAAAAUAUGUGACUUUGAUCUUGGUAGUGGGGUGAAGCUGAACAGUGCAUGUACUCCAAUAACUACUCCUGAAUUAACAACACCGUGUGGGUCUGCAGAAUACAUGGCACCUGAGGUGAUUGAAGUCUUCACAGAGGAGGCCACGUUCUAUGAUAAGCGAUGUGAUCUUUGGAGCCUGGGAGUGAUUCUGUACAUCAUGCUCAGUGGUUACCCCCCUUUUGUGGGCAACUGUGGCACGGACUGUGGUUGGGAUAGAGGAGAAGUCUGCAGAGUUUGCCAGAACAAGCUUUUUGAGAGCAUUCAGGAAGGCAAGUAUGAAUUUCCUGAGAAGGACUGGUCGCAUAUAUCGUCUGAGGCCAAAGAUCUCAUCUCAAAGUUGCUAGUUCGUGAUGCCAAAGAACGACUUAGUGCUGCUCAAGUUUUGCAACAUUCGUGGGUUCAAGGACAGGCUCCUGAAAGGGGAUUACCUACACCUCAAGUUCUUCAAAGGAACAGUAGCACAAAAGACCUGACACUUUUUGCUGCUGAGGCAAUAGCCCUUAACCGCCAGUUGUCUCAGCACGAGAAUGAACUCAGCGCAGAACAGGAGAACGUUGCCCAUGCUGUGUGCUCUAUGAAGCUGUCUCCUCCGUCCAAGUCCCGCCUUGCCAGGCGCAGAGCAAUGACGCAUGCCACCAAAACCAGUGACUUCCAGCCAGUUCCCCAUAAAGCCUUUUAAACUUCUUUCCUGCUAUGGAUUGGCAAGAUUGGCCUGUAUUCUUAUUUGGAUUUUCAGCGCUGAUAAAAGCUUCUCUGCUUCUGACACUUCGAUAAGAAGCUUGCUGUAGUGAUGUGACUUGUAAUUUUAAGGGGACAGCUUUUUAUGGGAAUGUUUUUUACCUGUCAGAUUUGGUGCAUUAAGAUAAUGUAACUGAUCUUUUUAAACUGGAGAAGUUGGGUUUGCUGCUGUAUUAUCUGAGGUGAUAAAUCACUAAGCUUUCCUUAUUUUCU
Messenger RNA from Cuculus canorus (common cuckoo), 1951 nucleotides. It is a transcript of the gene MKNK1, whose product is annotated as MAPK interacting serine/threonine kinase 1. The coding region runs from base 441 to 1679 and encodes 412 amino acids. The record is from RefSeq and is a predicted model, not a curated record. Gene Ontology annotation, biological process: protein autophosphorylation; intracellular signal transduction; peptidyl-serine phosphorylation. The transcript has 16 exons. Gene Ontology annotation, cellular component: nucleus; cytoplasm. NCBI's taxonomy places the organism in Eukaryota, Metazoa, Chordata, Aves, Cuculiformes, Cuculidae. Gene Ontology annotation, molecular function: calmodulin binding; ATP binding; calcium/calmodulin-dependent protein kinase activity.